This is a messenger RNA of Austrofundulus limnaeus, 3069 nucleotides long. RefSeq names its product sorting nexin 2 (gene snx2). Gene Ontology annotation, molecular function: phosphatidylinositol binding. The transcript has 15 exons. Gene Ontology annotation, biological process: intracellular protein transport; early endosome to Golgi transport. Gene Ontology annotation, cellular component: endosome; endosome membrane. Lineage: Eukaryota; Metazoa; Chordata; Actinopteri; Cyprinodontiformes; Rivulidae. The coding region runs from base 107 to 1744 and encodes 545 amino acids. The record is from RefSeq and is a predicted model, not a curated record.
GACCACCUCGGUCAGUUACUUUGUUUUCAGGAAUGUUGUAGGAUUUUGGAGCAGAGUGAGACCUCCUGCUCGUCCCGCUGCUCUCUGGUUCCCAGCAGGACGUCACAUGACGGAGCAGGAGAACCUCCUGACUCCCGCUCCUCUUCCCGUCACUUCUCUGACUGCUCGCCGCCUCCCGUCGCUCUCAGCCCGCAGGAAGGACGCCGACAUGACGGACGCAGCAGCCCGGGAGCCUCCGCCGGAGCUCACCGACUUCCACGAGGUGGAGGACGGGGAGGACCUGUUCCCGGAGCCGAGCCCCGCUCAGGAGGAGUCGCAGCCUGCCAGCCUUCCUGCGGUGGAUAUCAGCAUCAACUCAAACGGACCCAAACACAACUCUGUGUUUGACGACGACACCGAGGAUCUGUUCGCAGAGGCCACUGAGGAAGUGUCGUUGGACAGUCCUGAGAGAGAUGUCCUGCUGUCCGACGGUCCGUCCCCCGCCAUCACCCCCAUCACCCCGCCCACCUCCGUCAUCACGCCACGCAUUGGCCACGCCCACGACGACAUGUUUACACACUCCUCCUUUGAUGAAAUCGAGGAGGAGGAGGGAGGCGACUCCUUCGACAUUCACAUUUCUGUCUCCGACCCAGAGAAAGUUGGUGACGGGAUGAACGCCUACAUGGCCUACAAAGUGACGACCAAGACCUCCAUGUCUCUGUUCAAGCAGAGGGACUUCUCAGUUAAAAGACGUUUCAGUGAUUUUCUGGGUCUGCACAGUAAACUGGCCUCCAAGUACCUCCACAUCGGUUACAUCGUGCCCCCUGCGCCGGAGAAGAGCAUUGUGGGGAUGACGAAGGUGAAGGUGGGGAAGGAGGAUCAGUCGUCCAACGAGUUUGUGGAGAAGAGGAGGUCUGCUCUGGAGAGGUAUCUGAUGAGGACAGUGAAGCAUCCCAUCCUGCUGAAGGAUCCUGACGUCCUUCAGUUCCUGGAGAGCUCCGAGCUCCCCCGUGCUGUCAGCACUCAGGCUUUGAGCAGUGCCGGGCUGCUGAGGAUGGUCAACAAAGCUGCUGACGCCGUCAACAAGAUGACCAUCAAGAUGAACGAGGAGGACGCCUGGUUUGAGGAGAAGCAGCAGCAUUUUGAGAAUCUGGACGUCCAGCUGAGGAAACUUCACGCCAGCGUGGAGUCUCUGGUUUGUCACAGGAAAGAGCUGUCGGUGAACACGGCUCAGUUUGCCAAGUCGGCAGCCAUGUUGGGGAACAGCGAGGACCACACGGCUCUGUCCCGGGCCCUGUCCCAGCUGGCUGAGGUGGAGGAGAAGAUCGACCAGCUGCACCAGGACCAGGCCAACGCUGACUUCUACCUGUUCUCUGAGCUGCUGGGAGACUACGUCCGGCUCAUCACCGCCGUCAAGGGCGUGUUUGACCACAGGAUGAAGACGUGGCAGAAGUGGCAGGACAGUCAGAUGUUGCUGCAGAAGAAACGAGAAGCUGAAGCUAAACUUCAGUUCAACAACAAACCCGACAAACUCCAGCAGGCCAAAGACGAGAUCAAAGAGUUGGAGGGAAAAGUCCAACAAGGUGAAAGAGACUUUGAGCAAAUCUCCAAAACCAUCAGGAAAGAAGUCAGCCGCUUCGAGAGAGAGAGAGUGAAGGAUUUUAAAUGCAUCAUUAUUAAAUACCUGGAGUCUCUGGUUCAAACACAACAGCAGCUCAUUAAAUACUGGGACGCCUUCUUACCUGAAGCCAAGGCCAUCUCAUAAACAGCCCAGAUCAAACUACACUACCCAUGAUGCACCUCUCCUCCUCCUUUUCCCUCUCCUGUUUAAGAUCAGCAUGACACGAAGGAGUGAGGCAGAAAAUCAGCUCAUUAUUUGGUUGUAAUCCUGAUAAUUCUUUAGUUUCUCAGAUAAACUCUGUGCUGCGUUCACUUCCCUCAGUCUGAACUAAUGAUGCCUUUAAUGGUUGUAAAAAAGACAAGUUUUAGAUAAAUGGUUAAAGUGUGCAGUUUGUCUACCUGUCCAGGUGAGUAAACAACUGAGCUGAACAUUCACAGAUCCAACACUUUAACAUCAAAACCACAAGCAAACUGAAAAUAGUCAGGAAAAAACAAUGUCUUUUAUAAUCAGGCUCUAAAGACUACAUUACCCAUGAUCCUCUGCAGCAGAGGAAAGCCUCUGACUGCCCUGCUGAUCUUAAACUGAUCCUGUCGAUCAGAUGAUUAAGUUUUGAUAAAAUAAAUGAUUUCUUCUUUAAUCUCUUUUAAACCAAACAGAGUUUUAUUUUAUAAACGUUCAGUCAUCAAACUGAACAGCUGACUUCCUGUUUCAGCCAUUAAAACCUUCUCCUUCCUGUUUGACCUUUCAUAAUAAGAGCCUGUGUUUUUGUUGCUGAAUGAUCGAAAGUGAAGGCAACUUUUUCUGUUUUAGUCCGGUUCUGGUUCUGUUAACGGGUCCAAAACCUGCAGUGAGUCUGGUUCUGGUUCUGUUAACGGGUCCAAAACCUGCAGUGAGUCUGGUUCUGGUUCUGUUAACGGGUCCAAAACCUGCAGUGAGUCCAGUUCUGGUUCUGUUAACGGGUCCAAACGUCAUGCAGUGAGUCCAGUUCUGGUUCUGUUAACGGAUCCAAAACCUGCAGUGAGUCCAGUUCUGGUUCUGUUAACGGAUCCAAAACCUGCAGUGAGUCCAGUUCUGGUUCUGUUAACGGGUCCAGUUGUUUCUCAAACAGGAAGUGAAGCUGAGCUGAGGGUUUCUGCUGAAAGAGGUUCUGAUGAUCCGAGGUUCUGAGUAUUGUUCUGAUCCGGUCCGUCCUUAAAUCAGUAUCAAAGUGAUGUUUGUUUGUUUGUUUGUUUGUUUGUUUGUUUGUUUGUUUGUUUGUUGUUGUUGAUCAGUGUAAACUCUGCAGAAAUGAUUGAUUAGUUAUGUUGAUGAACUGAAGCUGAUCAGACUGAAGUCUUUUUGUUGUUUUUCUACACUUUUUAAUCUUUGUUUUUGUUUUGAUGAUUGAAGUGAAAUGAUGCAGAUGUUGAUGCAGAUGUUGAUGUUUUGAUGUGACGGAGCUGAUGACUGAAUAAAGAAUGUAUCUCAUC